Dipodomys spectabilis (banner-tailed kangaroo rat) is the source of this 4786-nucleotide messenger RNA. RefSeq names its product zinc finger CCHC-type containing 24 (gene Zcchc24). The transcript is spliced from 4 exons. Gene Ontology annotation, molecular function: zinc ion binding; nucleic acid binding. The record is from RefSeq and is a predicted model, not a curated record. Bases 168 to 893 code for a protein of 241 amino acids. Lineage: Eukaryota; Metazoa; Chordata; Mammalia; Rodentia; Heteromyidae.
GGCAGCGGCUGCGGGCAGCGCGCGCGGGGCGCGGGGCCGCCAAGGCGAUCGCCAUCCGGGCUCGGGCAGCUGGCAGUGGGCAAUACAGGCUCCCCGGUGCCCGCCCCUCCGCCGGGAGGGGGGCGCGAGCGGGCGGCCGGGGAGGGGCCGGCACCGCCGCGGCAAAAAUGAGCCUGCUGUCGGCCAUCGACACGAGCGCCGCCUCGGUGUACCAGCCGGCCCAGCUGCUCAACUGGGUCUACCUGUCGCUGCAGGACACGCACCAGGCUAGUGCCUUCGAUGCCUUCCGGCCCGAGCCUCCCGCUGGCGCCGCGCCCCCGGAGCUGGCCUUCGGCAAGGGCCGCCCCGAGCAGCUGGGCUCGCCCCUGCACUCCAGCUAUCUCAACAGCUUCUUCCAGCUGCAGCGCGGAGAGGCUCUGGGCAACAGCGUGUACAAGAGUGCCUCACCCUACGGCUCCCUGAACAACAUCGCAGACGGCCUCAGCUCCCUCACCGAACACUUCUCCGACCUGACUCUCACCUCUGAGGCCCGCAAGCCCAGCAAGCGGCCCCCACCCAACUACUUGUGCCACCUGUGCUUCAACAAAGGCCACUACAUCAAGGACUGCCCCCAGGCACGGCCCAAAGGAGAGGGUCUGACCCCGUACCAGGGCAAAAAGCGCUGCUUUGGCGAGUACAAGUGUCCCAAGUGCAAGAGAAAAUGGAUGAGCGGCAACUCGUGGGCCAACAUGGGGCAAGAGUGCAUCAAGUGCCACAUCAACGUGUACCCACACAAGCAGAGACCCCUGGAGAAGCCCGACGGUCUGGAUGUAUCUGACCAGAGCAAGGAGCAUCCGCAGCAUCUGUGUGAGAAGUGCAAGGUCCUGGGCUACUACUGCCGCCGUGUGCAGUGACUGCCAUCACAGCCGCCACACCCUGCCAGCACCCUGCCAGCUGUCUGGCCUGCUGGCCACCACUUUCCUGGCUGCUCAGCGGGACUGCAAGGCUCCUGGCCGGGCCAGGGGAGGGGGCAGCCUUCUCAGGCUGCCGGCCUGGUCUGGGGGCUCCUGGAGGCCUUGAGAAGUUUGACAGCAGGGUUGUGGGAGGCAGGGGUUUGUAGAGAAGUAAAAGCUGAGGUCAGAGCUGGGAUCCCUCGCCCUCUCCAGGCUCUUCUCCUGAGAGUCCCUUCUAAGUGAGCAGUCUUGUCUGGCCACCAGCGCACUAAAUGAACUGUGAAUCCCGAGAUCUGUAAUGGUGGGGGGUUGGGGGGAAUCAUCUCCUCAAAACCAGCCAGGUCAGCUCCCAGAACCUUCCAGCAUGCUAUGUGACAAGCCCCUCGCUGAAUGUCCUAGUUUUCAAUCCUUCACAUGCCCUCACAGGGAGCAGACACCAUUCUGGCCACGGCUGGGGAGGGGCUUCUGUUCCCAACCACACUCAGAUCAAACCCCACCCACCUGGGAUGUCACUGCAUUGCCCCUCAUCCAGGGUCCCCUUGAGCCUGGAGCACAGAGGGUGAACUGUUGGGCAGUGUUCUGUGAGUACAUGGUGCACCCCCCUAUUCCCAUGACUCCUCUGGUCCAGAGACAGUCUCCCACAGGCUUGGGUCCUGCAAGCCCAUUUCCUUCUCUCCCCCUUGGUCUUUCACCCCCAUUAGGGGAGGGGGCUGUGAUCCUACCAAGGCUCCCAUAUAGAAGCUGCCCUGGCAGGAAGGACUCAGGGGCAAAGACAUAUCAUCUCUAGCCUCAGUUUCCCUGUCAGAGAGUGACACCAGACAGUAAAACUGACAGUGCCUGUCAGUUUUGAUGCUGUCCAGAUACCUCGCUGGGACAGAGAGCUUUAUUUGGGGGGAAUCCCAGGUUUGGGGGGAAGAUACCUGUCAGACAUUCCCCCAUCAGUCCUUUAGGAAGUCAGGGAGAGGGAAGCUGAGUCCACCCCUGUGACCCCUGUGUUUAUGUCCCCUUCCCUGCAAACACAGAAAAGGACCCUUCUCUUCACCUAAGUCUCCCCAAGCCCUCCUGGCUGGGGCAGGGGGCAAUGCCUGAAACAUGUCACAGAACCUCGCAUUUGAAAACCGGGGACAGUGAUUUCCUCCUACCUCCUAAGGGAGCCAAGAGGCCUCUGGGCACAUCGUAGGGCAAGUAGAAACACACCCCUUCCCUUUCCCCAGUCUGUAGGUUGUCUUUUUCUCCCUGGGGAAGGAGAGAAUCAGCAACCAGGAUUGGUGGCUUGAUUUUUUUUUCCCCCAACACUAUGACUCUGUAGGAAAAAGAAGAAAAAAAUAAAAAGAAGAAGAAGGAAAAGAAAAAAAGAAAUCAGGCCACAAAAUGGUCCUGAAAUUCAAAUGUUUACCAUGGCUGGAGCAUACCUGUCUGGUGCCUAGUCGCCUUCUGUUUGCAAGUGAACAUGCUUUGUACAGUUGAAGAGUUACCGUAAAGUGUUAACCAAGGUCCAGGGAAUGAGUGAGAGACUGAGUGCUUCUAUAGGUGGAGCACUGUAGGAUGGUUUUUUUGGGGGGGACAUGCCCUCUGAGCACUUAAGAUAUGUAUAUUUAUUUGCAGCCCUCCCCCACGCCCACCCAUUGGGGGCAGCAAGCCGCUGCAGACAGCUUCAGCUCCCUCUAGGGACUGUCACCAAGGACUCCAGCCAGCUGCUGCCCUGGGGGAAGAGCUGGUGGCCAUGACCUAGUGUUUUUGUCCUCCAGAAGGAGCUGUUGCUGUCAGUCAUCCUUCUGAAUGUUGGGGGUGGGGGAUGGAGCCGUGUGCUUGUCUCAGCUGCGACAAUGAAUGGGGUCCCUUGGCUAAGGAGAUCUAAGGCCUGCCAACCCGGCUGCAAAGGUAGGGAGGAAUCCCACACCCCGAACAGAACACAGACUCCAGACCACAAGAAGCCAGGCCAGCAGGAGAGCUGUCACCCCAAAGUGACCUUUUUGUUCGGUGGCUGGUCCAGCUGGCGGGCAUUACCCUGUAAUGACAUCUGUGCAGAGUCCUGCCUUUCCACCUCCACCUCCGCCUGGGGCAGUCCCUACGUGCCUCCUUUCUCUCUGACUUUGGGAGCUUUCCAGGGUCAGCAAAAGACACCACUGCCCAAGCUAGUGCUUGGAGAAUUAAGUGCUCAGAGGAUCUGGUAGCCCAGGGUACAGGAAAGUGUGCAGUUGUAAUUAAGUUCAAAAGGGACAUUUGCGUGUAUUAAGUAGAUCUAGCGAUCUAGUUGAGAGGUUAUAGUGGAUGCCAUAUACAUGAAGUACUCAUAGCUCUAUUUGUGAAUUUGUAUUUAUUUUGAGUUAUACUUGACACAGAAUUCCUUUUUUAAAAAAAACAAAAUAAAAAUACUAUGUGUGUAUUAUGAAGGGGAAAAAUUCACAGAUGUUAACAUUUCUGAAUGACCAGUUUUUGUCACAACACUGAAUUUGGUAGCUUCUCAUGGAAAAAAAAAUCUUACGGUGAUUUUUUUUUUUGUCUGUAUAUAUUUGAGGGCCUUUUUAAAAAAAGAAAAAAGAAAAAAGAAAAGGAUGAUUAUGGUUUGAUAUUUUUGAGAUUUUAAAAAGCAAAGAAAAAGGAGGCAUUUUUCAACACUUCAGUUUUUUUAGGAAGGCAAUAAAAUAUUAAAGAUUUCUGGAAGCAUUUUGCAAAGCCGUUUGAGCUGAAAGAAAAUAUUUGUAGUGAGAACUUUUCUCUUUUUCCUAUUAUUAGCUUUUUUAUUAUUAUGCUUUAGUAUGUAAAAAGUAUGCAACCGAAUUACAUUAAGAAGGAAAUAUUAUCUACAUAGAAUAUUAUAUGAAGUGGGUACAUAAUUCUGAUGAGAGAAAAAAAUCUUUGCAAUUCUCUAAGCCAUAUUAUUAGUCUGUAUUGUCCCUCUUGGGUGAAAAUAUCAGUAUUAAAUAGUAGCCAGUGUACUAGUCAAAUGUUUAGAUUUAUUAAUAUGCUCUUGUAUUUAUACAUAUGUGUAUUUUGGAACAUAUUGCCUUUCUUAAGGGGAGCUCUUUAUAGACACAUAGCAAAAAAGGGGGGGAGCAGUGACCCCAUUGUGUGUUUGUUAAUGUUGAUAUUAACUAACACACCAUUGUAAUAGAUGUUCUCCAGCCUUUGUGUUUUUCUAUUAUUAAGAUGAUUUUAUUAAAUUUCAUGGGGGGAUGCAGGGGAAAGGGGGGUAUGGACAAGGGGAAGAAAGCUUUUGAUAAACCAGCCCUCUUCCAUGGACCAGCCAGACCCAAGAAGAGGGGGAGAGGCAGCGCCAGCCACAGCCUUCCGGUGGCCCUGCCCAGCUUUUGUAUAUGAGCCAUGCCCCUGGGCCCCCUCGCUCUGUGAACUUGGAUCUGCCCACCUGCCCCUCCAACAUCUAAUAGACUUGAAUCUACGCCGAACAAAUACUUAAUCCAACCUCACUACAUUGUAGCCCAGUGUAACAACUAACCCUAAAAUAAAAGGGAGGUGUUCCUGCCCGCAGUGAAGUGGCCGAGUGCCAAGGCCUGCCCACCUGCGCCUUCCCCAGGGCUGGUGGCAUCUGUGAUCACCACUCUCAUGGCCAACCUCACUGUUUGACCUCCACCCCCUUGUCCCUUGUCCUUGUCUGUGUGUGUGUGUGUGCGCGUGUGUGUGUGUGUGUGUGUGUGUGUGUGUGUCCAGCUAAAAAGACAAACAGAACCCGUGGGCCCCCACUUGGAGGGUAGCUGGUAUAGACCACCCACCCUGCCAAGGGCGCCCGGGAUGGCAUUCCGUUGUGUGCCUUAUACCUGGAGACUCUGUAUUUGGCUUGCCUAUGGGACUAUAUCCUUUUCAUGCUGUAUUAAAAAGGACUUUGAAAAGCAAGA